AAGAGAUUAUCACUACUCCCUUCUUCAAAUGCCUGCCAUUAAUUUCCUGUUCAAGCGUCGCUGAUAAUGCGGUUUUUCAAUUUUAGAUUUAGUUUUUGAAAUAUUAGAGACUUAAAGUGAAUAAAAAAGGAAGUUUAUUGGUAACAAAUUUAGGUUUGACAAUCCAAAUAAAUAUUUUAAAAAAGGGCAUUAUAUGUGAGCCCACGAGCUAAAGUUUGUUAGGACCAUUCCUGAAAUAGUCCUGAAUUCAAAGACCUAGCCUCAGCUCUGUAUUUCGCAGACUGUUAACUCUGCUAAAAAUAGACUCUACCUUUGAAUUCUGAACAUAAAACAGAGGACUGUUUGGAUCAUCUCUUUUAUCCCGCUCAUUUACUUUUCUUCCUUCCUUCACAUGAUCCUCCCUUUACGCCCGCGCCAAACACCACCUUACUUAUUCUCACAUUGCCCUGUGUUGUGUAAAUACCGCCAACCACGCUUCACUCUCAUGUCUUCACCUUCUUCUUCUUCUUCGUCCCCGUCUCUCACUACUCUUUCUGAUUCUCCAAUGGAAGCCUUUCGCGCGCUCGAAUUCCAAACGACGUCGCCUGCAGCAGCGACUGCGGCGCCUUUCGCCGACGAUGACGGGGACUCGUUUUUUGAUCUGGUUCUCGGAUCGCCUGAUAGCGUCGCCGUGACACGACGUGGUGUUGCUGCGGAGAAGGAUUUUCGAUUUAUCGAAUCUCCCAGAGAUGUAUUCGUUAGAGGAAACGGUUUCGUGAAUUCCAGACCUCUGUGUAAAGUCACUCUCGUUAGAUCGACUCCCAAAUUCAGAGUUUUCAUGUUAGGUUUCAGGAAAUCGGCGAAAUGCGAGAGAUCGGAGUCCAACGGGGAGGCGAAACGGAGUCCGUUAAAUCAGUUCCCCAAAUCCUCGAAGAUCGAGGAGAGCAAUCGUCUCUCCGUAACAUGCAGAGUUGAGAAAACGCCAGGCACGUGCCGUGUGGCCGGAGCCAACAGUUUGAGAAGCCAGCUUCUAAAAGAAACUUUCGAUUACGAAAACUCGCCAGAAAAAUCAUCCAGAGGUUCGCUUCCCAAAUAUCUGAAGCUGAUUCGACCGUUGUACUUGUUGGUAUGGAGGAGACAGCAUGAGAAGACGAAGUCGACGGAAUCCUCAACGCCGUCGGCAUCUCCGGUGACGGUACCUGCCAGCUUAUCACCGAAAAGGAUUUCAGACGGUAGCAGGAUCGGCAACUUUAAGAUCGCGGCGAGGCGUUUUGGUAAAAGCCGAUCGGUUUCAACGGCGGUAAGCAUGUCGCCGCAACCAGCUCGCCGGCGAGACGAUUCGCUUUUGGAACGGCAUGACGGAAUCCAAAACGCCGUUCUGUUUUGCAAAAAAUCCUACAACUCCUCAUCUAAAGAAAUUUCAAAAUUAUUUCAAUCUUCGGUUGAUCCUUUGCCCCACGGGAGAAGUUCAUGCGAAGAGCCAAAGAGAUGCAGCAUUUGAAUGAGAAAUCAAACAUAAAAAAUGAAACAUAAAGGAAUAUAUAAUUAAAGACAAGAUGAUGACGCCAAAAUGGAGCAGCAGCUGCGAUGAUGAUUAUGGAAUUUUGAAGAUUAUUGUUCAAAACAAAUAAGCCGGUGGCUGUGCACAGUGUGAAUGACAGUUAGUAGUGGUAAAAGUUUUUUGGUUAUGUAAAAAGCCAAUUAUAUCCGUAUCAUUUUAUUGAUUUUAAACUCAGUUUCACUGUC
Salvia miltiorrhiza (redroot sage) is the source of this 1725-nucleotide messenger RNA. Its product is annotated as probable membrane-associated kinase regulator 2. Gene Ontology annotation, cellular component: plasma membrane. The record is from RefSeq and is a predicted model, not a curated record. NCBI's taxonomy places the organism in Eukaryota, Viridiplantae, Streptophyta, Magnoliopsida, Lamiales, Lamiaceae. Bases 392 to 1480 code for a protein of 362 amino acids. The transcript has 2 exons.